This is a messenger RNA of Caenorhabditis sp. 36 PRJEB53466, 1184 nucleotides long. NCBI's taxonomy places the organism in Eukaryota, Metazoa, Nematoda, Chromadorea, Rhabditida, Rhabditidae. The record is from the annotation of a GenBank genome assembly.
AUGAAAUCAGAUGGAUUGCGCGACGCGGAAGAAGGUAGAGCAGCCGGAGAGCCGUCACGUGAAGAUUCGCCGCCAGCUUCAAGUUCGCCCGACGCCAAGAAGGGACUCCACUUGUACAACGUGCUCGGCAUUCAAAAAAACGCCACCGAAGAUGAAAUCAAAAAGUGAGUCACUUUGUUUUCACAACAAGAACCCUGCUGCAUCUUGCGAAAUCUUGAAGAUCUUGUUUAGUCUGGUUGCCUUAUGAUUUCUGCUAUCAUGUGCCCAAUUUUAAUCGAGACAACGACCAUUUGGUUAUCAGUUUGUGUACUAUUCCUUUCGUUUUUAUUAUUGAUGUUAGUUGCCGGCACAUUUUAGCAGUCAAAUUCCUUUCAAGUACAGACAAAGCAGAAAAAAUUGCAAGGAUGUUUUGUUCUGACUCAUGCAUCGAACAGAACAACAACAAACUUUUGAGUGUAGCCGUACGAAUUUUUCCAUAGUUGGGCAGUUUUUGAAAAAACCCAUUAAAAACGUAAAAAUGAGAAAAAUGGGUAUAAUACCGAUGCAAUAUGAUCGAUAACAAUCCCCCUAGACGAAAAGUGUCGUGUUCCAUUAUCAAUCCGCUACUGGGGAAGGGAUAUUCAAACUGUAUGUGCAUUUGUAUUUUCAGAGCCUACCGCAAGCUUGCUCUUCGUUAUCACCCGGACAAAAAUCUCGAUGGAGAUCCUGAAAAAACAGAAAUGUUCAAAGAAAUCAACUAUGCAAACGGAGUGCUUUCGAAUCCGAGCAAAAGACGCGUCUACGAUGAGAUGGGAGAGACUGGACUCAAGCUGAUGGAGCAGUUCGGAGAGGACGAGAAGAUUCUGCAGUGGAUGCUGAAACCGUGGUUUAAGUGGACGUUCUUCGCUUUCGGACUCCUCACCUGCGGCUUCUUCUUCUGCUGUUGCGGUUGCAUGUGCUGUUGUCAAUGCUGCUGCAAUUUCUGCUGCGGGAAGUACAAACCACAACACGACGAAGACUUCAACGGAGAGGAGCAGCCGGACGACGUAAUUGUGGACCAGCCGACCGCUUCCGAUUCCGGGUCAUCUUCCGACCGUCAGGUGCCCAUUGUGAUUGCAAUGCCUCCGCCGCCUUCUCAGAGUUACGGGUCUGUCGAGAGCAAUAUCUAAACGUGACAGCUCAUUUGAACCUUUUUCAGAAAUUAG